CGCAACCAUGCCGUCGUCCUCCGUGGCCUUGACGCCGGGAUUGGCGUCCUUCCUCAAGUCUUUGAAGACGAACCCGAUUGACACAUCCAUUGACGAUCUGAUCUCUCUCCUCAAGCGCAGACAGAUCCGCCAUUCGAGAUCGUGCGCGACUGCCACCGCCUACCUCCUGCGCAGUGUCAUUUCCGCCUGCAGGACCUCGGAUGCAAACAAGUUGAUCGAACGGGUCCAGUAUGUGGGUAGACGUGUGAUGGCUGCCCAGCCCAGGGAAAUGGUGGUUGGCAACAUCGUCCGACGUGUGCUAGGAUUGAUCCGCGACGAAGCGGAGGAUGACCGGGAGGCCGACUUCACGUUGAGCGACGCAGGCUCCGAGAGCCAACCGCAGACCCCUCGUAUCCUCGAUGACAUCUCCGAGUCUCUCUCUGCACGCCAUGAUGGCUCCGACCGGUCCUCGAGACAGCCUUUCACCUCGCUGUCCGCACCUCCAAUUUCCAUGUUCAGUCUCCUCUCACACCCGGAGCCCGAGUCAUCGUUGCCUGGUACCCCAGCUUCUGCGUCGCCUUCCGGCAGGCUGCCCAGCCAGAUUCACAACAAGGACAUCCGUGCCGAAGUGCUCGACGGCAUCAAUGAGAUUAUCGAUGAACUGGGCCAGGUAGACGACCAGAUCGCGGCCUAUGCCCUUGACCACAUCCACUCCAACGAAAUCAUCCUCACACACACCUCGUCCACUACCGUCCAGAAGUUCCUGCUGAAAGCUGCGGCCAAGCGGAAGUUUACUGUCAUCCACGCCGAGUCGUACCCCAACAACCAUGAAGCGACCCAUGCCACCGUCAGCGGCCAGACCCCCGACGAUGACGAGCUUCUAAGCACCGAGGCUUUCCAGAAGCCUUUGAUUGCCCUGGGCAUCACCGUCAUCCUGAUCCCGGACUCCGCGGUCUUCGCGCUCAUGUCCCGCGUCAACAAGGUCAUCUUAGGCACGCACUCCGUCCUUGCCAACGGCGGACUGGUGGCGGCGGCCGGCACACGGGUUAUCGCCCGCGCGGCCAAGGUGCACCAAACCCCGGUGGUUGUCGUGAGCGGUGUGUACAAGCUCAGCCCGGUCUAUCCCUUCGAUUUCGACUCGUUGAUCGAGUAUGGAGAUGCCAGCAAGGUCAUUGGCUACGAGGACGGGGAUCUGGUGGACCAGAUUGAUGUCCAAAACCCGCUCUACGACUAUGUCCCGGCGGAGUCGAUCGACCUUUACAUCACGAACCUGGGAGGUCAUGCCCCAUCCUACCUGUACCGGAUCGUUUCGGACCACUACCGCAAGGAGGAUAUCAACGUCUGAUCGAUCGGGUUGGGAUUCAGGCAAAGAAAGAUAAAAAGACAAAAAUUGAGACAAAAAUGAGACACUAUCGUGGAAAUGCCGAUGACUGGGUAAUGAAACGCAAAAGUCUGGUUAUAUAAGGCGUAAGGGCAUAGACAAUGAAACGCAACGAUACCCGCAGG
Molecule: messenger RNA, 1485 nt
Organism: Aspergillus heteromorphus CBS 117.55
Lineage: Eukaryota; Fungi; Ascomycota; Eurotiomycetes; Eurotiales; Aspergillaceae
Product: translation initiation factor eIF2B subunit beta
Exons: 4
Coding region: 8-1324 (438 amino acids)
Biological process (GO): translational initiation
Cellular component (GO): eukaryotic translation initiation factor 2B complex
Molecular function (GO): translation initiation factor activity; guanyl-nucleotide exchange factor activity
Source: RefSeq, a predicted model, not a curated record